Mesorhabditis belari is the source of this 273-nucleotide messenger RNA. The record is from the annotation of a GenBank genome assembly. Lineage: Eukaryota; Metazoa; Nematoda; Chromadorea; Rhabditida; Rhabditidae.
AUGGAGUCGAGUCUCGAUCAAGCCCUCGACAAUGCAUUGAUAGCGCCUGAGAUCGAUGGUGUUUGCGUGAUUGACAGCAACGGCUUCUGCAUAGCUUCAAAGGGAACUCUUUCGAGUGAGGGCUCAGCUGUUUAUAAACAGAUCCUAAUGGCAGCCACUCGGAUGGAUCGAACAUCUGGUCAUCCUACAAUCACAUUAACGACGGAGAGCGGCGAGAAAAUCUUCAUUCAGGAACAAAACGGUGUUGUUGUCGCCCUAAACAUCAAAGGCAAU